UUAAUUAUAAAAAAAAUCUUUUGAGUUGUCACUGCGUGAGCUACAAAACAAGCCUUUUCCAGUGGAACAAAUCCUCACCCCCGAAACAACGGUAAUAUGGCGGAGGCAGAAACGCCAAAGCGGAGCCCCGAAAUCCGGAAAGACAGAAUCCACAACAGGUGGGUACUGUUCUCUCCGGCGAGAUCGCGCCGACCGUCGGACUUCAAGGCCAAAUCGAACCCACAACCGAACAAUCAAACAGAAUGUCCAUUUUGCGCCGGCCACGAACACGAGUGUGCGCCGGAGAUAUUCCGUGUGCCAGAAGAUUCCACCAACGAUUGGAAAAUCAGAGUUAUCCAAAAUCUGUAUCCGGCCGUCAGCAGAGAAUUGGAUUUCCAAAAUCCAGUUUCUGUCGUCGGUGAUGUAGCAGUCAGUGGAUUCGGGUUUCACGAUGUGGUUAUUGAAUCGCCGGUUCAUUCAGUAAAUUUGAGUGAUCUUUCUCCGGCUCAAGUUGGGGAGGUUUUGCUAGCUUGUAAGAAGAGGAUCGAACAGCUUCGGAGUUGUGAUUCUAUCAAGUAUGUUCAGGCGUUCAAAAACCAUGGAGCCUCUGCUGGUGCUUCCAUGAGCCAUUCUCACAGCCAGAUGAUUGCUCUUCCCAUUGUUCCUCCAACAGUUUCUGCCCGUCUUGACAGUAUGAUGGAAUACUACAAGCAGACUGGGAAAUGCAGCCUGUGUGAUAUUCAACCAAAUGAGUUAUUAAUUGAUGAAUCAGCCCAUUUCAUAUCACUGGUUCCCUUUGCUGCAACUUUUGCUUUUGAGAUUUGGAUAAUUCCUCGUGAUCACUCUUCUCAUUUUCAUGAAAUAGAUAGUGAGAAGGCAAUUGAUCUUGGAGGAUUGUUGAAACUCAUGCUUUUGAAGAUGUCUUUGCAGUUGAACAAUCCACCAUUCAACCUUCUGAUUCAUACUUCCCCAUUUCAAGAUGACCCCUCAUAUGCACCUUCCACACACUGGUUUUUACAAAUAGUUCCCCAUUUGAGUGGGGUUGGUGGAUUCGAGAUAGCAACGGGAUGUUACAUAAAUCCUGUUUUCCCCGAGGAUGCUGCAAAAAUUCUAAGGGAUGUGAGAAUCUCUAAUUAACAAUAUUUAGAGGGAAAUUAUUAAAUCUGAUUAUGCAUAUAUAUCUUGAGAUACGGUAGCUAAGGAGAUGAGGAUGUGAAUCCAUCAUAUGUUGUUUCGAUGGCACCUGUAUUAAACAUAGUUAUUUGUUCUGCUUCCUUUAUUUAUUUACACUUUCCAUUUCUUCCUUUUUCA
Solanum dulcamara is the source of this 1290-nucleotide messenger RNA. RefSeq names its product ADP-glucose phosphorylase. The record is from RefSeq and is a predicted model, not a curated record. The transcript is spliced from 3 exons. Bases 97 to 1116 code for a protein of 339 amino acids. Gene Ontology annotation, molecular function: UDP-glucose:hexose-1-phosphate uridylyltransferase activity; zinc ion binding. Lineage: Eukaryota; Viridiplantae; Streptophyta; Magnoliopsida; Solanales; Solanaceae. Gene Ontology annotation, biological process: beta-D-galactose catabolic process via UDP-galactose, Leloir pathway.